Diuraphis noxia (Russian wheat aphid) is the source of this 1221-nucleotide messenger RNA. RefSeq names its product isopentenyl-diphosphate Delta-isomerase 1-like. Gene Ontology annotation, molecular function: isopentenyl-diphosphate delta-isomerase activity. Gene Ontology annotation, biological process: isoprenoid biosynthetic process; isopentenyl diphosphate biosynthetic process. The record is from RefSeq and is a predicted model, not a curated record. Gene Ontology annotation, cellular component: cytoplasm. Lineage: Eukaryota; Metazoa; Arthropoda; Insecta; Hemiptera; Aphididae.
UAAUGGAACGAUGCCACUACUGAAGUACUGACCUAUUGCCCCGUAGGUAUAAAUUCCAACAAAAAGAUAAACGAUUUCUAAUAUUCUAAUGCUCUCGUUAGCGUCGAGAGUCGAGACGUGUUCACGGUGUCUUCUGCCUAUUAUGCUACAAAUCUACGAUCAGAGUUGUUCGUCUGAGUGUGCAGUCAAUACCAGUCAAUAAGUUCUUAAACGGAUUUUUUUAUUUGUGAACACGGCAGUGAGAUCAUUAAGAUCUAUUACAAUCAUGUGUAGCUUUGUUUAAAAAUUACAGUGAAUCAAUCUCUUAUGGAACUUGAUGGCAAGUACACUAUCUGUGUUUGUAUGUUUUAUACCAUGAAGCUGAUUUUUAAAUCACUGGGUACAUUACCCUUAAGGCGAUUUCUAUCAACCUUACCCAAACCGUUAAAUCCUGUACAAGAAGCUGCCCUCGAAGAACGUUGUAUUCUUGUUGACCAAAAUGACCAAGAAUGCGGUUUCGCUAGUAAACGAGACUGUCACAGACUAGUAAACGGAAACCUUCCAUUACACCGUGCAUUUAGUGUCUUUUUGUUCAAUACCAAAGAUGAAUUACUAUUACAACAGCGUUCAUCAACCAAGAUCACAUUCCCAGAUCAUUAUACAAAUUCAUGUUGUAGUCAUCCRCUGUACGAGAUUGAACAUGAGCGCAAAGACCUAGAAGGUGCUAAAGCUGCUGCUUGUCGCAGACUUGUGUUUGAAUUAGGAAUUCCUACAAGCCAAUGUCAACCUAAAGACUUGCAAUAUAUAACCAGAAUAAGGUACAUGUCUGAAGGAGAUGGGACCUGGGGUGAACAUGAGAUUGAUUAUAUAUUUAUUUUGCAUAAAGAUGUUGCUUUGGAUCCUAAUCCAGAUGAAGUGAGUACUGCCCUGUAUAUUCCCAAAUCAAAAAUGAAUAAAUUCUUGAAGAAUUUAAAACAUCCAAUUACGCCAUGGUUUAAACUAAUUGCACAAAAUGAAUUGACAAACUGGUGGGACAAUUUAAGAUCUCUGGAAAAAGUCAUGAAUCAUAAACAAAUUAUUAGCUAUUAACCACUUUUCUACUACGGGAAUUAUUAAUUACGAUUGGGACUAUAUAAACAUUUGUACUGUUUACAGUAUGGAAAUUAGAUUAACAUUGUUAUUCAUUUUAUUGUGAUAAAAUACUAUUGUUCACAUAUUAUAUAUAUAUAUAUGCAUUUGGUA